Messenger RNA from Rhipicephalus sanguineus (brown dog tick), 1844 nucleotides. Its product is annotated as derlin-1. Gene Ontology annotation, biological process: endoplasmic reticulum unfolded protein response. The coding region runs from base 154 to 945 and encodes 263 amino acids. NCBI's taxonomy places the organism in Eukaryota, Metazoa, Arthropoda, Arachnida, Ixodida, Ixodidae. Gene Ontology annotation, molecular function: misfolded protein binding; ubiquitin-specific protease binding. The transcript is spliced from 8 exons. Gene Ontology annotation, cellular component: Hrd1p ubiquitin ligase ERAD-L complex; endoplasmic reticulum membrane. The record is from RefSeq and is a predicted model, not a curated record.
GACAUCGACAUUUUUUGAUGGCCGCACGCGCGGCGCUCCGGGCGCUCGAAAGUACACGUCGUUCUAACACCGGGGCUUCUGAGGAGAAAAAAUAGGAGGGGUUGUGCUGAGCGGUGUGUGUGCACUCGAAGCCCCGUCGGUAACGACGCAACAAUGACGGAGAUCGCCGACUGGUUCCGCAGUUUGCCCGUCUUCACGCGCUACUGGUUCGGCCUGUCCGUGCUCUUCCCCAUCCUCGGUCGCUUUCGGCUGGUCAACCCGCAACAUCUAGUGCUCAGCUACGACCACUUCGUCAGGGGCUUUCAGAUAUGGCGGCCAGUCACGUCAGUGUUCUUCUACCCCAUGGGUUUCCACUACCUGGUGAACCUCUACUUCCUCUACACAUACUCCAUACGCCUGGAGACAGGUCUCUUUGAUGGUCACCCAGCCAAUUACCUCUUCAUGCUGCUCUUCAACUGGAUCUGCAUAGUUAUUGUCGCCCUCUUGUCAGACCUCAUGCUUCUCAUGGACCCCAUGGUGCUGAGCGUCCUUUACGUCUGGUGUCAGCUCAACAAGGACGUCAUUGUCACUUUCUGGUUUGGCACCCAGUUCAAGGCCAUCUACCUCCCAUGGGUCCUGCUUGCAUUCAACAUGAUUAUCAGUGGCGGGGGCCUGUAUGAGCUGAUUGGCAUCCUGGUGGGACACCUCUACUUCUUCCUCAUGUUCAAGUACCCGCAGGAGUUUGGUGGCCGCAACCUGCUCCAGGUUCCCUCCAUCUUGUACCACUACUUCCCCGACCGUGUUGGCGGUGUGAGCGGCUUUGGCCAGGCUCCGGCACCAAGGAGAGCGGCAGACGCCGGCAACAACGAUCCCAAUGCAGGAGGCGGCUGGCACAACUGGGGCAGGGCCAAGUGCUCGGGAACUAGGGCGACGACACUUCGCAGUGGGACUCGGCCACUUACCUGAGGAGGGGUGGGCGGGCAAGAACUUUAAGUUGGUCACGCAAGCGCAGUGGCAGUCGCGUGGUGCAAAGCCUAGUGCAUGGCCCUGCACACCAUUCCUCCCUCGUCGUUGUGUGACCCCUUUUCUUCUCCGACUUAUGUGGCCCAACUACGACUUAUGGUGGCCCCAUUUCCUUUUUCGUGCUGGGCACGAGUGAGUGAUAAAUUUAGCUUUAACCAUAAAACACAAGGGAAAGAGGUGAGAUGUUUAAAAAACGAAAAGACAGCACAAGCAAGAACUCGGACCAGUAUUCUGUGAAGCGUGCCGCACAAGGGAUAUCCGUAAUUGUUGCCAAGCCUCUGAUACUAUAAAUUAUUCUUUCUGCAGUGUACUGGUUGGUUUUUUUAUGCAUUUGAAGUUGGGACCUUGUCUAAAACACUCUUCGAGAGUGGCAUCGGAUAACUUUUCACAUAGUACAUACAUGGGAUCAACAACUCUGAUCAUGCUCUCAGGCCAGGAGUGGAAUGUAAUAUUAAGGAAUGCAUCGUUUUAUGCAUGUUCUUUUUUUUUUUUACAUCAGUCCUAUCACACACAUGUGUAGGUCUUGCAAGUGCCAAAGGAUGUGCUUUCGUCUUGGCGGGUGCUCAUCUUAAUAGCACUUGAAAACCUGCUCAAAAGCUGGCCAUGCUUUUCUUUGCUCAUCAUGAACUGGCUCUGACAUGCUUGAUUGAUGAAAUGUGUUCUGGUUGAGCUUGCUGUCGUUCCAUUUUUUUCCCAUUGUGACAUCCACUUUUGCGGGUUGCAGCAGCUGUGUCCUGCUUGUUUGCUUUGAGGCUCAGCUUUUACUUGUUUGAUCUGAGAGUGUGAGCAGGUCUUUGUUGGGAUUUGGAUUAAGAAUAAAACUGUUCUUUUAUUUCUUGGCA